Molecule: messenger RNA, 408 nt
Organism: Oncorhynchus masou masou (cherry salmon)
Lineage: Eukaryota; Metazoa; Chordata; Actinopteri; Salmoniformes; Salmonidae
Gene: rprm3
Product: reprimo, TP53 dependent G2 arrest mediator homolog 3
Exons: 1
Coding region: 88-408 (106 amino acids)
Source: RefSeq, a predicted model, not a curated record
UAACUGCAUAGAGUUGGAUAAGUCCGAUUUAAUUGAAGAAAAAAAGAAAGCAGCCAACUUAUUGCAGGAAAAAACGAUUUCAACAACAUGGAUGUCGCCGGGAAAAUACUGAAUAAAACAGUGUCCGAAGAAGAGCACUCUGGAUUUGACACUGUGCGUGUAUGCUGCAACGUUUCAGCAGCAGUUAUCACCGACAAUGGAUUAGGUGCGUCUCAUCCAGAGGAACAUGACCUCUUCACAAUGCGUGUGGUGCAGAUCGCGGUCCUGUGCGUAUUGUCACUCACUGUGAUUUUUGGCAUAUUUUUCCUUGGUUGCAAUCUUCUAAUUAAAACAGAAAGUAUGAUUAGUAUUUUUGUAGAAGACCGGAGACCGUCUACGGACAAUGAUAUGAUCAUGGUUGCCUCAUAG